AGUCUUCCUACAAGAGAUAGAGAAAACCUUAAACAUCAUAAUAUCCCAGUUCCGCUAAAAGCUUACAAUAAACUAGCAAAGAAAAACAUAUCUUUAAAACGACCACCAAACUAUUCGGUCCUCACCCAAGGCCAGAAUGGCUAACGCUAUAUCACUGUCCCCUUGGAGCACCGUGUGCUUGGUGGCACGCCGAACACAGAAGACGGCGAGGACGAAAGCCGAGGCAAAGCAAAGCCCGAGCAGUGUCGGCUUCGGCCGCCGCAGGAACGAGCCGUUGUGGCGAUGCGUGGAGGGCUGUGGGGCCUGCUGCAAACUGGACAAAGGUCCCUCCUUUAUCACCCCUGAAGAAGUAUUCAGUGACCCUCGUGACAUUGAGCUCUAUAGGAGCUUAAUAGGUCCUGAUGGAUGGUGUAUACACUUUGAUAAAGGCACACGAACGUGCUCCAUUUACAAUGAUCGUCCAUACUUUUGUCGUGUGGAGCCAGAUGUAUUCGAAUCAUUGUUUGGAAUUAACAAGAAGAAGUUUAACAAAGAGGCUUGCAGUUUUUGUAGGGACACCAUUAAAGCAAUUUAUGGUUCCCAUUCAAAGGAGUUGGAUAACUUCAAGCGUUCAACGAGCUCCUCUGGUUUUACUUAGAAUAUAUUGCACUUCACUGCUUAAAAUGCUUAAGCCAAUGGAUCAAUAUACUUUAUUAUAGCAGCAGGGGUUGAACAUCCUGGUCCCCUUUGAUGAGGAGAAGUCUUGCAAUCAAGAAAAGAAAGUUUGGAAGGCUUUUGAUGCUCCAAUGCAUAGAAGGCAAACUGCUUGGUAUUGCUGGUCUAGUAGCUUUUGGCGAGAGGAAAACCAUUUGCUUCUUCCUCAAUUCCUUUGCUGGCAGAUUCGCAUGAUAUUUAAAAGAAUUCUCAAAUAUCAGAAUCAAGUUAAAUUGUUUGCUCUCUCGCGAUCACUAAAACUACUAAUCAUAAUCUUGUACAAAACUUCAGAGCAGUAUACCUGCUUGUUCUAAUGUUUUCCUGUAUUGUAUCUCACAGAAUAAUUCAAUGAGGUUUUUUUUUUCCUGAGCGAUUCAAUGAGUUCAUUAGUAUAGAAAGACUCUCUCUCUCUCUCUCUCUCUCUCUCAUCCACGGAGGACUGUGAGGCCGAAAGCUUCAAACUUUUCCAAAGUGGAAGCUGUUACUUCUGGGUGACCUAGUGAAAGAACUUGCAUAUGAUGCUCUGGCAACCCAUUUUCUGAUGCCCAUCUUUUUUGCUGCUUUUCUUCCCAAAAGAGAUUCGAAUUCAAGAAGCCUCUCUAGGUAGGUGAUCGAAUUAAUGGUCAUUUUGUGAAUGGAAUCUCUCAUCAAUGGUGGAAAGUGAUAGAUUUUGAGCCACCUCUACUUUGUCACUGCAGAAAGUGAAUUCACUUUCCUACCUCUUUCCACAGCAUAUAAGUGGUUUUAACAUCCCCCUGCCCUUCCCAAAUCUACAACACUUCUAAUUCAAAAGAACAUUUCAAUGAAGGGGAAUGCUUAAGUUGCAAAAGGAGAGUGUAUAACUGAGUUUGAAGAAAGAGUUGGAAAGAAGAUACAUUUGCAAUGACGGACACGUACGACCAAGAACUUGCCGAAUAUCGACGUGCUCUGUUUGGUGGCAGCCCUGGUACUCCUGGCAAUUAUGAAGAUCUCUAUCGCUGUCCUGUUUUCGACCCCAAUGAUCCUUUCCAAGAGGGAAUUUGUGAUCUCAUGUCUUCACUAUAUGGGAUGGACGAGGUUGAUUUUGCAAGCAGACCCUGGGAAGAGAAUGAACCAACUGAGGAGGUUUAUGAGGAAGAGCAGCUGGCUUACAACGGCAAUUGGAAUUGGCCGAGUCGCUUUAGCGACUGUCUGGGAGAGAAUUUUUUCUCCCUCGAGGAUGAUACUCAGGACAUUGGAUGUGGCAGUAGUUUGGGGAAGAUGGAAGACUUCUCUCAUGGUGAAGAACAGCAUCACACUUAUUUCAGUUAUCAUGAAGAUGGAGAAAACCGGUCCGUUUGUGAUUAUUGUCCUUGGGAUGCAUAUGGAGAAGAGGAAGAGUUCCAUGAUUUCUGUAGGCAAGAGCCCAGAAUACAGUAUGGUUACAAUCUGGAUGAGAUGAGACUCUUUGAAAGUAUCUUCGGCUACUGGCCUUGCCUGUUUCGGGAAAAUCAAAAAAACACAUGGUGAGUAGAAAACUAGAGAGCAAAAGCAUGUAAAUCCGUGGAAGGGAGAUUGCUGAUUAUUUUUACAAUGGGAUACAUCUCUCACUUAAGAAUAAACUCUCUUUUUUUUUUUUUCUCAUUUGAACUGUAAGACUGGCACGAAGUCCACAAUUUUUGUUUUUCCUUUCAAUAUGCAAAAUUGAUGUAA
Messenger RNA from Alnus glutinosa, 2364 nucleotides. RefSeq lists its product as uncharacterized. NCBI's taxonomy places the organism in Eukaryota, Viridiplantae, Streptophyta, Magnoliopsida, Fagales, Betulaceae. The record is from RefSeq and is a predicted model, not a curated record. The transcript has 5 exons. The coding region runs from base 137 to 637 and encodes 166 amino acids.